Messenger RNA from Fusarium subglutinans, 813 nucleotides. RefSeq names its product verA. Gene Ontology annotation, molecular function: oxidoreductase activity. The record is from RefSeq and is a predicted model, not a curated record. The transcript has a single exon. The coding region runs from base 1 to 813 and encodes 270 amino acids. Lineage: Eukaryota; Fungi; Ascomycota; Sordariomycetes; Hypocreales; Nectriaceae.
AUGUCUCUCAAAUACACCAACAAGCUUGAUGGCCAGCGCGUCCUCGUGAUUGGCGGCUCAACGGGUAUUGGCUUCGCCAUCGCCGAAGCAGUCCUCGAACACGGCGCAAAUGUCAUUAUCAGCAGCUCCAACCAAUUCAAAAUCGAUGCUGCUCUCAAGCGACUCGAAAAUCAUAUUCAAAACACUCACCUACCAAUUAGGAAGACCUCUGGCAAAGUCUGCAACCUCGCCGAACCGGAAACAAUCGAGGCCAACGUCAAAGAGCUACUUGAAUCUGCUUCUCAAGACGGAAAACUCGACCAUGUCGUCUUCACGGCUGGAGACUUUAAUCCUCCACCGAGUCUCGACUCAGCGACUGUCAGUGUCAUCUCAAAAAUUAGCAUGGUUCGUGUCAUGGGCGCUGUGUUCGUCGCAAAGCACCUCUCGAAUUACAUCAAUCUAUCAAACAGCAGCUCGUUCACCAUCACGGGUACAACCACUGACUCUCGUCCCGCUGGAGCGGGUUGGUCGCUUCUAAAAGCAGCAGCAGGUGGGAUUGAGCCGAUGACACGUGCUUUGUGCAUCGAUCUAAAGCCGGUUCGUGUUAAUUGUGUCACGCCGGGUUUUGUGCAUACUGCGCUGUUCGAUGGGUUUCCGCAAGACGUUAGGGAUGUUAUUUUUCCUGCUAUGGAGAAGGACUCUGUUGUGGGUAGGCUUGGGACUGUGGAGGAGUUGGCGGAGGCUUAUGUUUAUUUGAUGAAGUGUACUUUUGCUACUGGGUCGAUUGUUGUCGUAGAUGGAGGUAGGAUCGUUGGAGACAGCAAGAGUCAGUGA